AUGCGUCCGACUUACUGCUGGCAAUGCGGACCAAGGUCUGACAGCCCUCAGACCUUGGGAGUACCCCCCACAGGAUACCCCAAGGGACACAAACAUCUUGCUGCAGUCCAACAUCAACUUAAAUCUGGUCUGAAGAAGAAGUUCCAGUGUGUGUUUGAGGGGAUCGCUAAAGCAGGAAGUCCAACCCUUCUGAACCAGAUCUACACAGAGCUCUACAUCACAGAGGGAGGGACUGGAGAGGUCAAUGAUGAACAUGAGGUCAGGCAGAUUGAAACAUCAUCCAGGAAACCACACAGACCAGAAACAACCAUCAGACAAGAAGACAUCUUUAAAGUCCCACCUGGAGGAGAUCAACCAAUCAGAACAGUGAUGACAAAGGGAGUGGCUGGCAUUGGGAAAACAGUCUUAACCCAGAAGUUCACUCUGGACUGGGCUGAAGGCAAAGCCCACCAGAACAUCCACUUCAUAUUUCCAUUCACCUUCAGAGAGCUGAAUGUGGUGAAAGAGAAAAAGUUCAGCUUGGUGGACCUUGUUCAUCACUUCUUUACUGAAACCCAAGAAAUCUGCAGCUUUGAACACUUCCAGGUUCUGUUCAUCUUUGAUGGUCUGGAUGAGAGUCGACUUCCUCUGGACUUCCAGAAGCAGGAGAUCCUGACUGAUGCUACAGAGUCCACCUCAGUGGAUGUUCUGCUGACAAACCUCAUCAGGGGGAAACUGCUUCCCUCUACUCACCUCUGGAUAACCACACGACCUGCAGCAGCCAAUCAGAUCCCUCCUGAGUGUGUUGGCAUGGUGACAGAGGUCAGAGGGUUCACUGACCCACAAAAGGAGGAGUACUUCAGGAAGAGGUUCAGAGAUGAGGAGCAGGCCAGGAGGAUCAUCUCCCACAUGAAGACAUCAAGAAGCCUCCACAUCAUGUGCCACAUCCCAGUCUUCUGCUGGAUCACUGCUACGGUUCUGGAGGACGUGUUGGAGACCAGAGAGAGAGGAGAGCUGCCCAGCACCCUGACUGAGAUGUACAUCCACUUCCUGGUGGUUCAGACCAAAGUGAAGAAGGUCAAGUAUAAUGGAGGAGCUGAAACAGAUCCACACUGGAGUCCAGAGAGCAGGAAGAUGAUUGAGUCUCUGGGAAAACUGGCUUUUGAUCAGCUGCAGAAAGGAAACCUGAUCUUCUAUGAAUCAGACCUGACAGAGUGUGGCAUUGAUAUCAGAGCAGCCUCAGUGUACUCAGGAGUGUUCACACAGAUCUUUAGAGAGGAGAGAGGGCUGUACCAGGACAAGGUGUUCUGCUUCGUCCAUCUGAGUGUUCAGGAGUUUCUGGCUGCUAUUCAUGUUCAUCUGACCUUCAUCAACUCUGGUGUCAUCCUGAUGGAAGAAACACGAACUUGUAAGAGGUCUUCAAUCUUUAGGAAACUUAAACUAAAGUCUCUUCACCAGAGAGCUGUUGAUCAGGCCUUAAAGAGUCCAAAUGGACACCUGGACUUGUUCCUCCGGUUCCUCCUGGGAUUUUCACUGCAGACCAAUCAGAGACUCCUACAAGGUCUGCUGACACAGACAGGAAGUAGCUCACAGACCAAUCAGGAAACAGUUCAGUACAUCAAGGAGAAGAUCAGUGAGAAUGUGUCUGCAGAGAAAAGCAUCAAUCUGUUCCACUGUCUGAAUGAACUUAAUGAUCGUUCUCUGGUGGAGGAGAUCCAACAGUCUCUGAGUUCAGGAAGUCUCUCCUCAGAUAAACUGUCUCCUGCUCAGUGGUCAGCUCUGGGUUUCAUCUUAGUGUCAUCAGCAGAAGAUCUGGAUGUGUUUGACCUGAAGAAAUACUCUGCUUCAGAGGAGGUUCUCCUGAGGCUGCUGCCAGUGGUUAAAGCCUCCAACAAAGCUCUACUGAGUGGCUGUAACCUCUCAGAGAGAAGCUGUGCAGCUCUGUCCUCAGUUCUCAGCUCCCAGUCCUCCAGUCUCAGAGAACUGGACCUGAGUAACAACAACCUGCAGGAUUCAGGAGUGAAGCUUCUCUCUGUUGGACUGUUGAGUCCAAACUGCAAACUGGAAACUCUCAGCUUGUCAGGCUGUCUGGUCUCAGAGGAAAGCUGUGCUUCUCUGGUCUCGGCUCUGAGCUCCAAUCCCUCCCACUUGAUAGAGUUGGACCUGAGCUACAAUCAUCCAGGAGACUCAGGACAGAAGGUGCUGUCAGCUGGACUGAAGGAUCUACACUGGAGACUGGAAACUCUCAGCUCUUACGGUGAGUUCAUGUAAUACCUACAUUGACCGUUGGAAUAAAGG
Fundulus heteroclitus (mummichog) is the source of this 2277-nucleotide messenger RNA. Its product is annotated as NLR family CARD domain-containing protein 3-like. Gene Ontology annotation, molecular function: protein binding. The transcript has 5 exons. The coding region runs from base 1 to 2250 and encodes 749 amino acids. Lineage: Eukaryota; Metazoa; Chordata; Actinopteri; Cyprinodontiformes; Fundulidae. The record is from RefSeq and is a predicted model, not a curated record.